Fukomys damarensis (Damara mole-rat) is the source of this 1786-nucleotide messenger RNA. RefSeq names its product mitochondrial ribosome recycling factor (gene Mrrf). Gene Ontology annotation, molecular function: ribosomal large subunit binding. The transcript has 7 exons. The coding region runs from base 524 to 1312 and encodes 262 amino acids. Lineage: Eukaryota; Metazoa; Chordata; Mammalia; Rodentia; Bathyergidae. Gene Ontology annotation, biological process: translation. The record is from RefSeq and is a predicted model, not a curated record. Gene Ontology annotation, cellular component: mitochondrion.
GGCCUCGAGGUGUCUGGAGGCUCGCGCGGGGUCCAUGGGCGAGAGACUCAUCCAGAGACCUCUAGGGGCUCCUCAGGGACCGGACUCCUACUGACUUUGAAUCCGGCUUGACCUUAAGGCUGGGGCGGGGCGUGUGGCAUUGAACAAGUCUCACGGGGUGGGAGAAGUGGAGCCCGUCUCACUAGCUAGGAAUUUAGGGAAUGCCAAGGGACCUCGUAAAUAGGAGCCCGUAUGUAGUGACACACCAUCUGCAGGAGCAUUUCAUUUUCAAAGCAAUCCCGAGAGAGCAGGUAUUAUUAUUUGCCAUAAUGAAGAAACGGAAGCUCGGAAAUACAUUCUCCAAGGUCACGCAGCCAUUAAAUAAACGAUGGAGCUGAAAUUCAAAACCUAGGUCCGACUCUAAAGCCGAAACUUUUAGCCACUGUUGUCCAGUUGGAAAACAGUUGCCGUUUCGUUCGCCUUUCACUAUUUACAAAACCCGGACGAAUUUUACAGAGGAUAUUCACAAGGCUUAUCUUCAGUCAUGGCUUUGGGAUUAAAAUGCUUCCGCUUGAUCCAGCCUGCCUCUUGCAGUUACCUUGGAGUCUUGAUCAGACCUGUUUCAGAAGUUGCACUGAAGACAGUGGGUGGAAGACAGCCUGACCAUAGCCAACACAUGGCCUAUCAGGCUGUACCAGUUUGCCAUUUUGCAACCAAGAAAGCCAAAGCCAAAGGGAAAGGACUGUCCCAAACCAGAGUGCAUAUUAACACAGCUUUGGUUGAAGAUAUAAUCAGCUUGGAAGAGGUGGAUGAAGAAAUGAAGUCCUUGAUAGAAGUACUCAAGGAUAAUUUCAACAAGACUCUCAAUAUAAGGACCUCACCAGGAUCCCUUGAUCAAAUUACUGUGGUAACUGCUGAUGGGAAGCUUGCUUUAAACCAGAUUAGCCAAAUCUCCAUGAAGUCGCCACAGUUGAUUUUGGUGAAUAUGGCCAGCUUCCCAGAGUGUACAGCUGCAGCUAUCAAGGCUAUAAGAGAAAGUGGAAUGAAUCUGAACCCAGAAGUGGAAGGGACACUAAUUCGGGUACCCAUUCCUAAAGUAACCAGGGAGCACAGGGAGAUGCUGGUGAAAUUGGCCAAACAGAGUACCAACAAGGUGAAAGACUCGCUACGGAGGGUUCGCACUGAUGCAAUGAAUAAGCUGAAGAAGUCAAAGGAUAAGACUUCAGAGGACACCAUUAGGCUCAUAGAAAAACAGAUCAGCCAGAUGGCCGAUGACACCAUGGCAGAACUGGACAGGCAUCUGGCAGUGAAGACCAAAGAACUCCUUGGAUGAAAGUCCAGCAGGGCCAGCCACACUCCAGAGCCCAGGUUAUGAUGGAUCCCAUAGAUGGCAAAUUGGCCCCUCUGUCACUUGCUCCAUUCGUGUGGAAGGCUGGCACAGUGCUGUCAAUCCACAGGCGGCCCAGCCUUCUAGUUGGACACUCGGACUUGUCAUUCUUUUCCUCUUUCCCCUGCCCUCCCAUUCUGCUCUGAGCCGUCUAGCAAGAUGGCCCUCAGAGAUGCUCUGCUGUUGGCAAAAGAUCUUUACUCAGGCAUUUGCUUUAAUAGUGAUGUGGCCAAGGGAUUGGGACCCUUGGCAGCUUAGCACCACCUGAUCACCACCUUGGGAAUCUCCUCUUCAGACAGUGAGUCGGGGCCUGUCCCUGAUUUUAAACUCUGCUCAGACUCAUGUCAGCUUUCACUUGUGUCUAGGCCCCUUGUUAGAGGCUCAUUUUUACCAAGUGCUAAAAUCUAAAUAAAUUGGAAA